UUAUUAUUUCAGUGUUACUGUUCUAGCUAGGUUUUUUUUUCCCAAAGGUACUAUUUGUAACUAGUUAGCUAGGUCACUCCAACAUGCUAAAAUCUAGUGAAAUUUAGAAUCUCUACUUUAGUGGGAAACUGAUUUUUAGAGAAAAUUAAGACAUUAGACAGUUCACAAUUUUUCUGUUCCUAAAAAAACAAAAAGCCUUAGUCCUUGGACAUCCAUGUGAAAAGGCCUUGCUGCCGAGAGUUUGUAUAAAUAAAAGUGCCUUUGGGGCAUAAAUGUUGAGAAUUCUUAUUCUAAUUCUUUCAAAUGGAUUGAUGUCAAAGGAGAAGAGAAUUUGAUUUUCUUUUGCGAUUCUAUAUUAUUGUGAUACCUUUAAUGCAUAGCUUUAGUUUCCAUUACAAACAUUAAAUGGAUCCAUUUUGAAGAUCUCAUUAUGUGCAUAAUCUCUAGGUUUUCAUCCUCCAUCUUCAGCUCAAGGCAGUUAUUUUAAAAGGAAAUUUGCUUGAAGAAUCUUUUUUGAAGCUGAUGAACUCCCCAAAAACUGAACCUGGAAGAACUUAUGUUUCAAACCUUUUAUGUGCAAGCUUUGGGUCAGAUGUUUCUUUAGGAUCUGGAAUUCCUUGCAAAAUUGCUUUUUCGAAUGAAAGGAGCAGGGAUCUGUACUUUAUACCAGUGGCUAGUGGAGUAUCUGGUAGAUUAAUCCUUGCUGAGAAACAUCCAUUCCGUAGUCACCGAGGAGUUGUGAUUGCUAUUGCUCCUUUGGCUGGUUUGAGCCCAAAUAUAGAUGGGGAUCAUCCGACAUGGUUGCAUCUUCGAAUAAGAGAAUUUGACCCAAGAUUCAAUCCAAAUAAGAAUAGAGGGUAUUCCACAAAGACUGCCCAUCCUGCUGCAGAUGGGAGAUGGACAUUAGGUUUUCCCAGCACAAAAGCUUGCGAGGCUGCUCAUUUGUUGAUACUUGAGGAAACACGGAAGCACAGAUCCUUUAUUGAGAGCAUACUUGCUCCGCUACUUCAAAGUAAUUUUCUUGAAACCUUUGCCGAUAGUCAAGGUAAAGAUUGAUUUUGAAAGAGUUGUUUGCAUAAAAACACAAGUAAAAGUGGAAGAUGAUUGAGGAAUGAAAGGGAGAUCUCUCGUGAGUUGUGUAAGGAAAUUAUGUUUUGAUUAGUUUAUUUUGUAAACUCCUAGAAAACUUAGAAUAUAUAUGUGGUGGUAUCUUUGCUCAUCUUUCUAUGCAAUCGCAUGCUGAGAGGAAUGACACCAGUA
Carica papaya (papaya) is the source of this 1260-nucleotide messenger RNA. Lineage: Eukaryota; Viridiplantae; Streptophyta; Magnoliopsida; Brassicales; Caricaceae. The record is from RefSeq and is a predicted model, not a curated record.